UCACACAAGACACCGGAAGCGAGCCUCCACUUCAUCCACCCUGUUCCGGUACGGUGUGUGACAUCCUCAUCUAUUUCCCCAUCCUUUUGAAUUAUAGAUCCCAGAUACUUGAAACUCUCUCUCCUUGGAAUGACUUGCGUAUCAAGCCUCACAUCCCCGUCCGCCUUUUGGGUAACACCGCUGAACUAAUACUGCUCAGUUCUUUUACUUGUCCAAAAUAAGAAGUUUCUACUUCCAUGCUUGUUUGUGUUUCGUAAUUAUUCUGACCAUCUAAUAGAUGACACACACUUUGCAUUAUUCGCCACAUUUAUCUGUUUUUCCACUAGCCAUUCUUUCUCUUUUAAUCGGUAGGUAAUAUUGUUCAAAUCAUCACAGUGCCAAGUGCUCUUUCUUUCUGUAGUUGGAAGAAUAUUGCAUCUCGAUCAUUAGGAGAAUCAAAGAAUUUUACUGUUGGCCCGGAGACAUAGUGAUGGGUUCUGGAAGCUCUGCAUCGGUUGGGGAGCUUCCCAUAUACCUGAGGUAUGAGAUGGACUCCAAAGAUUUAGAUCUUAAUUCCAGCUCCACGCCAUCAGAAGGAAUUGAAGAUGACAUGAAGGCAGCUGCACAAGAUAUUGCCAGUUAUCAGGUUGUUUUAUCUGAGGAUGGUAAAAUUGUUGGCUUCCAGCCGACCAGUCGUGUUGCUGUUAAUCAAUGGGCAGCAAACCCUUUGGUGAAAGAGCUCUAUGGAGGGACAAAACUUUCUCCUGGCUUGAUAGAACGAGGUCUCAAGAUAAGCCAUCCAGGCGAUGUUAUUGUACUGGAACUAUUGAUGUCAGUAAAUCCUCAAAGUUCUUUUGCUUUGGUAAGACCAGUUAAUGCGAUUGCUGAAAACUGUUGAUGAACAUGUUUGCACCUUCACAUUCAAUACUUGUACAACUAGUUACAGAGAUGGGCAAGCCUUGUUCCAGGUAUAAAGGAUUAGAGGAAUUUACAAUACUUUGGGUUCCCUCUUUACUUAACUGUCAUGUGAGUUUUCUUGGCAUCGCUGCAGAGUAGUGCGGUUGAUGAAAUGACACAAUGUGUUGACAACUUUUGUACACAACCCGAACUUCCUCAGUCUGUCUGUAGUAACUGUGGCCGACUCACAAUGCAUUGAAAGACCAUUUGGUGGAAGGUAGUAAAACACCUAGUCCAUCACUAACCAUGUAAAUUCGAAGGCCCUCCUCCCCUUCCCCGGGGCAAGUUGUAAGCACCAACGGAAGGCCAAGAUAUCAUAACUUUUGUUCCAUACAAGAAGUGCUUCCUCUAAAAUGGUUUUGACUAAACUGAGAAGCUUUGUCCGGUCAUCUUUGCUCAGUACUGCAGUAAGAUGUUACAGAAAAAGUUUACUGUGAAGUCACCAGACCUAUGAUUUGAAAAAGAAGAAAGAUGCAAGUGAAUUAAUUCAGUUCCUGACUUUCAGUUCCUCUUUUGCUGCAUUCCUUAACUUCUGAACAUGUCAUGCUGACUAUUGAUGUUACCAUUAGCGGAAGAACAUAAAGUGGAAGAACAAAGAAUUUCGUAAAAUUGAGAGCUUUUUGAAAGUAAUUCUAGUACAUUGGUUUCCACCAAUGUGUAGUUCAGAAUUUUAUAGUCCAUUAAUUACCAUUACCAAUCAGUUCAAUGACCGUGCAA
Nicotiana tabacum (common tobacco) is the source of this 1653-nucleotide messenger RNA. The record is from RefSeq and is a predicted model, not a curated record. NCBI's taxonomy places the organism in Eukaryota, Viridiplantae, Streptophyta, Magnoliopsida, Solanales, Solanaceae.